AUGUACAGCGAAGAGGAAUUAAAAUUGUUAGCAGAGCUAAGAAGGAAACGAGGUGUUGUCAAAGCAGCCCUCACACGUGCCCAAACCUUUGUUUCAAAUUUCGUUAUCGGUGAGCAAGCAGUCUCAUUACUCGAGUUCAGGCAGGAGGAGCUGCCACAAAUAAACAGGAAGUUUGAUGACAUUCAGUCCCAGAUCGAGUUGAUUGCUAUUGAAGAUACUGUAGAAGCUGAAACGGAGAGGAAUAAUUUUGAAGAACUUUAUUUUAUGAUAAGAUCACAGAUGCAAGAAAUUAUCAAGGCAGAUAAGGCAUCAAACACUUCUGUUCACAAUGCUUCGCACAUAUCCAGCAGUUCAGGACAUCGGAAUCAGCUGCCACCAAUACCACUGCCAUCGUUCGAUGGCAACAUACAAGAAUGGUCUUCAUUCUUCGAUAUUUUCCGUGCUAUAGUACAUGAAGGAAAUGAAUAUUCAGAUGCUCAGAAGUUUUAUUAUUUGCGUUCGUGUUUACAAGGGCAAGCAUUAGACUUGGUGCGUUCUAUUCCUAUCAACGACGGCAACUAUUCAGUAGUUGUUGAAAGGCUCAAGCAACGAUACGACAACCCUAGUCUUGUAAUUCAGUCGCACAUACGAUCGCUUCUUGAAUGUCCAAGGAUCGAAGAACCAUCAGCAUCAGCGCUGCAAGAACUUUAUUCACAUGUAAGCACUCAUGUUGCUGCACUGAGCGCGCUUGACCAACCAAUCGAACACUGGGAUGCGUGGUUAAUCACUAUAGUUACAGGACGUCUUGACAGAAGCACCGGGCACGGAUGGCAACUACAUCUGAGAAACACUAAUUUACCCAAGUACUCGGACCUCGAAUCGUUUCUGGCUAGCCGGUGUGUGGCGUUAGAAGGUUCAGAGGCAGUAGGUUUAAAUCAAAAGGGAUCUAAGGUUAUUCAAAAUAAUUCGGGCACAAGGUAUCCAAAACAAAAUCAAUUGAAGGAAGCUCAACUCACCCAAUCAGCUAGUAGUAAGAAGUUCGGAGCUCACUCAAGAGGUGCUCUUUUAGCAGCAUCCGAAGUAAAAGAAAAAUGCGCAUACUGCACAAGCAUGCAUAGGUUGUAUACAUGUAGCAGUUUUAAGAACCUUUCAGUCGGAGAUCGAAUUAACUUUGUACGUGAAACUAAGCUAUGUUUCAACUGUCUUCAUCCAGCACAUGUAGCUGACAAAUGCAGAUCAAAAUAUAAUUGCUUUGUCUGCAAAGGGAAGCACAAUACUUUACUUCAUUACGAAAGAAAAAGGGAACCUUCGAAAUCUGUGAGUGACGAGGACACGCCUGAAGAAGGUGUAGCUUCGUCUUCAAACCAAACUGGCUCAAAAAGGGUAUUACUAGUUCAUCAAGGACAUGGACACGUAUUUUUGUCAACUGCAGUAGUUAUAGUAAGGGACCAUCAAGGUGUGCGUAGGAAAUGCCAUGCCAUACUAGAUAGUGGCUCGCAGGAAAUAAAAGAAAUAGGAAAGAACCAAAUGAUCUUAAAAAUUUCAUUGUCACUGCUAGCACUAGUGCACAGUACACAGAACCUACACAAAGCAAUGUACAGACAACUGAAGAUUUCUACAGAAUAA
Messenger RNA from Myzus persicae (green peach aphid), 1605 nucleotides. RefSeq lists its product as uncharacterized. NCBI's taxonomy places the organism in Eukaryota, Metazoa, Arthropoda, Insecta, Hemiptera, Aphididae. The record is from RefSeq and is a predicted model, not a curated record. Bases 1 to 1605 code for a protein of 534 amino acids. The transcript is spliced from 2 exons.